AUGGACUCCGACUCCGAGAUGCCCGUCGCUAGCGACGAGGAGAUGGUGGACGACGAGGACUACUACUACUACAGCGACGAGGGUGAGGGCGACGACGGGGACGCCAGCGGCGGCGGCGGCGCCUCCGGCGACGAGGAUGUAUCGGCUGGAGACUACGAGGGCCGGGAGGCCGAGGGGAGCGACGAGGCCGUCUCCACGCGCGAGCAGAGAUACAUUGUUUUAACCGAAAAGGAUAUAUCUGAACGCCAAGAGGAAGAUAUAAGCGAGGUAUCUGCAUUACUGUUGAUUCCAAGGGAAGAAGCAUCUGUCCUUCUUCACCACUAUAAAUGGGACAUCAGCAAGGUGAAUGAUGAAUGGUUUUCUGAUGAAGACAAAGUCCGUGGUAUUGUUGGCUUACUUGUGAAUGGAACUGAUUUUCAUAACUCGAGGAAGUUGUUUUGGUUGCAGCUAACUUGUGGAAUAUGUUUUGAAGGGUACUCUUCAGAUAUGAUGAGUUCUGCGGGCUGCGCUCAUUUUUAUUGCCAUGAAUGUUGGGAAGGUUAUAUCAGCGCUGCUGUAAGUCAGGGUCCGGGAUGUUUGUCAUUGCGAUGCCCUGAUCCAUCGUGCAGUGCUAUUGUUCUUCAAGGCAUGAUAAAUAAGUUAGGCAAACACGAAGAUAAAGAGAAGUACGCACGAUUUGCCUUGCGUGCAUAUGUGGAAAGUCGCAAGAAGACGAAAUGGUGUCCAGCUCCUGACUGUACAUGUGCAGUGGAAUUUGUUAGUGAUGUAAACUAUGAUGUCUCAUGUAACUGCACAUUCCGAUUUUGCUGGAAUUGCACAGAAGAAGCUCACAGACCAGUGAACUGUGAGACUGUUUCUAAGUGGAUUCUGAAGAACAGCGCUGAAUCUGAAAAUAUGAACUGGAUACUGGCUAAUUCUAAGCCCUGUCCAAAAUGCCAACGACCGAUAGAGAAGAACCAGGGAUGCAUGCAUAUGACUUGCACACCUCCUUGCAAAUUUGAGUUUUGCUGGUUAUGUCUGGGUUCAUGGGUAGAACAUGGUGAGAGGACUGGUGGCUUUUAUGCUUGCAAUCGCUAUGAAUCGGCAAAGAAAGAAGGAGUUUAUGAUGAGGCUGAAGCAAGGAGGGAAAGGGCUAAACACUCACUCGAGAGAUAUAUGCACUACUAUGAACGCUGGGCAUCUAAUCAGACAUCGAGGCAGAAGGCAAUAGCAGAUCUGCAAAAGGCGGAAAAGGAACAACUUGCAAAGUUAACUGAUAUUUAUGGAAUACCGGAGACACAACUGAAGUUCAUUAUUGAAGCUUGGUCACAGAUUAUAGAAUGCAGGCGAGUGCUUCAAUGGACGUAUGCGUAUGGCUAUUAUCUCGAGGACAAGGUCAAGAGUGGAUUUUUUGAGUAUCUGCAAGGUGAAGCUGAGUCUGGUUUGGAACGUCUCCAUCAGUGUGCUGAGAAAGACCUGCUAGCGUUUUUGCCAUUCUCAAAACAUGAUACUACUGAAGAUCAUCCUUCACCAGCUGAAUUUGGUGAAUUCCGUGUGAAGCUUGCUGGUCUGACAAGUAUAACUCGGAAUUACUUUGAGAACCUUGUUCGAGCAUUGGAAGAUGGGUUGGAGGAUGUCCAAUGUGCCGGAGAGGCUGCAACCUCAAGCAAGGCCACCAACUCGAAGAAAGCAGGAGCUAAAGGCAAAGCGGCGAAGAAGCAGCCGUCCAGAUCAUCUUCGGACCAUUCUGAUGAUACUUGGCCAUGCGAGCGCUGCACAUUUCUGAAUCCCUCUUCAGCGGAUGCGUGUACUGCCUGUGAUAAGCAGCGGUACUAG
Molecule: messenger RNA, 1815 nt
Organism: Triticum turgidum subsp. durum (durum wheat)
Lineage: Eukaryota; Viridiplantae; Streptophyta; Magnoliopsida; Poales; Poaceae
Source: the annotation of a GenBank genome assembly